AUGGACACGUACCUCAAUGUCUACAAGGGCUACUACUUCACUGGCGAUGGCGCGGGCCGGGAUCAUGAGGGCUUCUACUGGAUCCGCGGCCGUGUCGACGAUGUCGUGAACGCCGCCGUUGUCGGUGUAGCGGAUGAGCUUACAGGCCAGGCUGUCAACGCUUUCGUCGCUAUCAAAGACGGCAAUGAGGCGUCGGAUGCGCUCCGAAAGGAAUUCAUCCUACAGGUCCGCAGGAGUAUCGGGCCCUUCGCCGCCCCCAAGGCGGUGUAUAUCGUACCCGACCUCCCCAAGACGCGCAGCGGUAAGAUCAUGAGGCGUAUCUUGAGGAAGAUUUUGGCUGGCGAGGAGGACCAGCUCGGCGAUAUCACCACGGUAUGCACGGCUGCCCCACAUGCUGCUCCUUGUUGUCUCGGCCUUGACUGA
This is a messenger RNA of Chaetomium globosum CBS 148.51, 423 nucleotides long. RefSeq lists its product as uncharacterized. The record is from RefSeq and is a predicted model, not a curated record. The transcript has 3 exons. Gene Ontology annotation, cellular component: cytosol. Gene Ontology annotation, molecular function: acetyl-CoA synthetase activity. Bases 1 to 423 code for a protein of 140 amino acids. Lineage: Eukaryota; Fungi; Ascomycota; Sordariomycetes; Sordariales; Chaetomiaceae. Gene Ontology annotation, biological process: acetyl-CoA biosynthetic process.